This is a messenger RNA of Sclerotinia borealis F-4128, 1482 nucleotides long. NCBI's taxonomy places the organism in Eukaryota, Fungi, Ascomycota, Leotiomycetes, Helotiales, Sclerotiniaceae. The record is from the annotation of a GenBank genome assembly.
AUGGGUUCUAUAAUUCCAUCAACUGAUACACUUUGUCUCAAAUCUCCGGCGAAGAAACCCGUCAUUUCAAUCAAAGCUCCUCGAGAUAAUUCGGAGAACUCUCCGAUUACCAAUGGACGAAAGAGUGUAAAGGCAAAGGUAGCUAAGGCCUUACCUGUAGCACCACUCAGUGUAAGAAGAAGUGAAAGAGUUCCCCGGCCAACGACACACUAUCAUUCUUCAGUCGUUGAUUCUACUGACUUCAUGGUCACCAAACCCACGCCAAAGUCAAACAUUAACGGGAAGAUUUCAAGCUUCGUCGAUCCCAAGAGUAAAUACUGGGAUCCCGUAAAAUUUCUCUUGGACGAUUCCUUGGUCCCUGUCACCAAUCUGGAUGCAAAACCCCCCAAGGGGUUUGGAUUUAUCGUCAACAAUGUUCUUCGAGAUCCAUCCACAUAUCGACCCGACAAAUCCAACCAUGUAUCCAAACCAAGACAGAAAGCACCCCGAAUUCACCCCAGACUCCUAGCUCACAUUAAGAAUGGUACUGCAACCAUGGCAAACCGCCUUUACUAUGAAAAAUAUGAGCCUGGACAAAUCAACCCUAUUGCUGGACUAUUUUCCGAAGAUAACCCAUUACCUCCUGCACGAUUAAAGCGACGCAGACCUCUUCCUCGAUCAUAUGAUGAAGUUAUCACACAGGAGAUUGUCGAGCCUGAUUCAAAGAGGAUCAAAUUCACUUCUGAGAAGAAGUCGAAAAGCCCUCCCAAGAAGGUCUCCGAGAAGGCCACUGAGAUUGCAAUUGAGAAGAAAGUGCAUUUUGAGAAGAAAAUUUACCAUCGCUCUGAAGUCAGAGAACGACUGGUCAAAACCACUAAUAAGAUGUUACCGCGCAUUGAUAUUUCGGAACCUGUGAUGGAAAAACGUGAUUUUAACUAUCUACAGGAAGAAAGCUUUCAUAAUCGACCAUCCAUCAACCUUGUCAUCCCCGAUCACAUCAAAGCAAUUCUCGUCGAUGACUGGGAGAAUGUCACCAAGGCUCAGCUGCUUGUGCCGUUACCUCACAAGAAAUCUGUUAAUCAAAUUUUGGACGAUUGGCUUGAAUCGGAAAAACCCAAGCGACCCAUCGGAAGCGCUCAAGCAGAUAUUUUGGAAGAGAUCGUCGCUGGGUUAAAGGAUUAUUUUGAGAAAUCCCUUGGUCGUAUUCUUCUUUACAGAUUUGAACGCCAACAAUACACCGACUUCCGCCAGAUAUGGGAUGACGAGGAAUCUGAACAGAAAUGUGCAAGUGAUACUUAUGGUGCUGAACACUUGUGUCGUCUCUUGGUCACUCUCCCGGAACUCAUCGCUCAAACCAACAUGGACCUCCAAUCCGUCAAUCGUCUUCGAGAAGAACUUGGCAAGUUAACCAGCUGGAUCGGCAAGAACGCUAAGGAUUACUUUGUCAACGAAUAUGAGGCUCCCGGUGUCGAAUAUACAGAGAAGGCUCGCAGCAAUGUUUAG